Molecule: messenger RNA, 288 nt
Organism: Purpureocillium lilacinum
Lineage: Eukaryota; Fungi; Ascomycota; Sordariomycetes; Hypocreales; Ophiocordycipitaceae
Source: RefSeq, a predicted model, not a curated record
AUGGUAGUUAAUUGCUCCCCAAGUUUCCUUCUCGGGGCAAGCUACACUUGGUCCGCUAACUUUCUCUCACGCCAGACAAGGCAUUUGUGCUUGAGUGAUAAGGUAAGGUACCCGGUGCGUAUCCCUCUCCGUCCGCGUGGUGCCUUUGAUAAGGCAUCGCUGAGGGGUCUUUGGGCGGCUAUGCAGACUGCACAGUGCACCAUGGCCACCUUGCUUCCGUCGUCAUGUUGCAGGGCCCCCGUCCAUUUCUUCCCGUCUCAUGUGGCGCAUUUCGUCACCUGCGAGUGA